This is a messenger RNA of Phytophthora infestans T30-4, 1719 nucleotides long. RefSeq lists its product as uncharacterized. Lineage: Eukaryota; Oomycota; Peronosporomycetes; Peronosporales; Peronosporaceae. Gene Ontology annotation, molecular function: RNA lariat debranching enzyme activator activity. Gene Ontology annotation, biological process: mRNA splicing, via spliceosome. Gene Ontology annotation, cellular component: post-mRNA release spliceosomal complex. The transcript is spliced from 4 exons. The record is from RefSeq and is a predicted model, not a curated record. Bases 1 to 1719 code for a protein of 572 amino acids.
AUGCCCAAGCUUUUGCUGUGCGGCGCCGUGCAAGGCCACUGGGAGCUGCUAUUCGAGCGUGCUCGUAAGCUGAAUGCUACUGCAAAGGACAAACCAUUCGAGGCGCUCGUGUGUGUGGGUCGUUGCUUCCCACUGCCUGUCGACUAUUUGACUGGAGGCUCAAAGCACACGCCGCUGCCCACGUAUUUUCUACCAGCGCAUGAGACGGCGCGUUCGUGGCAAGAAGACGCCAAACAAACAAAGGUUUUCGAUCAAUUGAACGCCGUGGAACAACUUUCGGGGCCUGUGGAGGUUGGCGAGGGCUUCUUCUGUCUGGCAGGCGCUGGAGUUGCAACUAUCGCAGGACUGAAGGUGGCGUAUGUGUCGGGCACGGAGACGCAGGGACAAGAGGAUGAGAAGGGGACGCUGCUGACGUACCCGAAGGAUUCGCUUAAUGCACUGACACAGAAGCUUCUUGCAAGUGGUGAUCAGGGAGACGUGGACUUCUUGUUCACGGCGGAAUAUCCUGCAAGUUUCCAGCUUUUGUUACCGGAGCAGCAACUUCCUCAUGGUUUGCAGGCGAUGCGUGGCAGUGCGCCAAUCAAGGAGCUGGUGCAACAAGUGCAUCCCAAAUAUCACAUCACGAGUCGCGGAGGGGACGGCACUCGCGGGGACGUUUUCUACCAGCGCUUGCCGUAUGUGAGCGAAGUGACUGGCACCGGACGGAAGCAAGUCACGCGUCUCAUCGGUCUCAGCGGUGUGAAUAAAGUCAAGGACAAGACGCGCAAGUAUCUGCACGCCCUGCAGGUCGUGCCGCACGACACAGAACCCAUAUCUCACGCUAUGCUGGACGAAGCCACCCGGACAGGAGAACCCGACGCAAAGCGACGGAAAGUCGACCCCGCUGCGACUGGGGGCCUCUCUGUCGAGCAGAUCGAGCAGCUCACAGCGAAAAGCCGAGGCGACGCGCAGUUCUUCUACGACCAGAGACUGGCAGCUAAAGGCCAACGCAAAGGCGGCUUACUCCCAGGUCAGAAUAACCAGCAACGAAGGAAUACUCGCCCGCCGGUGGAGGAUCGUACCGAGUGCUGGUUCUGUCUGUCAACGCCGACACUGGAGCGUCAUUUGAUCGUGAGUAUCGGUCAGGAGGCGUAUCUAGCGAUGCCUAAAGGUGCAAUCUGCGGAGACCACGUGCUCAUUGUGCCGAUUGCACACGAGGAGUCCACUCUUAAGCUCAGUGACGAUACGUGGCGAGAGAUGGAGCGCUUCAAAGCGGCAUUGCGACGUUAUUUCGCUUCGCAAGACAAGGAGAUGCUGGUAAUCGACCGCAACGUGGCCACACUGGGCGCCACGCACUGCCACCUGCAGGUCGUGGGCGUGCCGAAGCACAAGGCUGGCGCUGCUCGCCGCGUCUUUGAGACGGAGGGCGAAAGAUAUCACGUCAAAUUUCACGAGUUGCUACAAGAUACCGACGAGAAGACAGACGCUGCAGCGUCGACGGGGCCAUUGGAGCUGCUGCGUCGACAGACUGACGGUAAGCCGUUCUUGUACGCAGAGUUGUCUGAUGGCAAUGGAGGCUCGACACAGCUACUGCAUCACGUUGAAGGCAAACACUACGUCCAGUUUGGUCGUCACGCGGCGGCGUGUUUGCUGGAGAUGCCGCGACGCGCCAACUGGAAGUUCUGUGUGAGCCAAUGGAAAGCGUACGACUUCACACUCGAAGAGGAGGAGGAAAAGUGA